UCAGCACCUGAGCCUUCGGCGCCGGUCACUUACGCGCAUGCUCCGUUGGUGGAGAAGCGGGAAGUCCCCCCUCCUUUGUUUAUUAAAUUACGACAGUCGUAAACUGAGGUUUUGGUGCCGCCUUCCUACUUUUACGACGACAACAACAAUGGCGGCUGCCAGUGGCAGAUUUGAAAGUGAGAGGAGUAUCGAAGAACGGAAAGAACAGACCAGGCUUGCCAGGGCCGAGGUGUUGCGCCAGGCUAAAGCCAAUUUUGAAAAGGAAGAACGGCGUAAAGAACUUAAACGACUGCGGGGUGAGGAUACAUGGAUGCUACCUGAUGUGAAUGAGCGAAUUGAACAGUUCUCACAGGAACACUCUGUAAAGAAAAAGAAGAAAAAAGAUAAGCACUCAAAAAAAGUAAAGAAAGAGAAGAAAAAAAAGAGUAAGAAACAGAAGUAUGAAAAAAGCAAUGAGUCAACUGAUAGUUCAUCAAGCUCUGAAGACGAGUGGGUUGAGGCUGUCCCGUCCCAGGCGCCUGACAGAGAGAAGGCCUGGAAAGUGCAAGGUGAAAAUUCGGAGAAAGAAGGCAACCACGUUGUUCAGAGAGAUGCGUGGAUGACUGUUGAUUUUAUGUCUGUCAAAACUGUGUCAUCAUCGUCACUCAAAGCUGCAAAGGAAACUGUGAAGAAAGCAGAGCGAGAGAAAACCCAAGCGCUAGAACAGUCCAGACUGCUGGAAAGAGAAUUGAAUCCAUACUGGAAAGAUGGUGGUACAGGUCUUCCCCCAGAAGACUGUAAUGUGUCCUCACUUACUAAAGUUUCAGUGGUGGAAGAUGGUGGAUUAAGCUGGUUGAGGAAGUCUUACCAGAGGAUGAAGGAACAAGCUGAGAAACAGAAUAGACAUUUUGAAGACAUUGUGGCUGAAAGAUACGGGUCAAUGGAAAUAUUUCAGUCAAAAUUAGAAGAGGCUGAAAGAACUGCAUCCACAAGAGAAGACUUUAAACGAGAACGGUGGAGGAAACCAGCAUGUUCAGAUAAAGCACAAAGUAGUCAAGAAAGUAGAAAACCAGACUUGGUAAAAGAUAAUAAAAGUUCAAGGGAUAGAUAUAGUUCAACAAGUAUUACAGACAGUACCAAUAAAGAGAAGUGUAGUGGUGAUGAAAAAGAUAAUAGGUCUGGGUCUUCAGAAACAUACAGAAGACAAUCCAAUCCAAGGCACAAUCAAGAGUUUUCCUCUCUCGGAAAUUUGAAACCUAAAUUUUUAAGACCCUCUGAUGAUGAAGAACUGUCAUUUCAUAGCAGGGUCAGAAAUUUUGAGCCAUCUAGUUCAUCUUCAGUACCAGUCACUCAGGAUUCUGUGCAUCGUGGUUUCCGAAAACCCACUGAAAACAGCGAGGAAAGUUCAUCAUCAUGGAGCCGAUCUGAUGGGAAAGAAGGAGACAGGAAACAUUCAGAUCGACGGCCAGUAGACACCAGUGGCAGUGGGGACUGUGGAUACAUUUCCGAAGACACAAGAGAGAAAUCACGGAACGAAAGCCUGGGAGAUGAUUUUGUGGAGAAAGAGCGCGUGCAGGACGCAAAGUCUUCUUCUGCUCGAGGCGGUCCUGAAGAUGAUUCCAUCCACAUCUUGAGUGUUGAUGAGAAGAACAAACUGGGAGCCAGGAUUAUCAAGGCAGAGAUGAUGGGAAAUAUGGAAUUAGCUGAACAACUUAAAGCCCAACUUGAAAAGGCAAAUAAAUUCAAAGACACUGUAACACAGAAACCCUCCAAAAUUUCUGGAGUGGAGAAUGAAGACCGAGAAGUGGUCCUGGUCAGAACAGAUCGGUCUGGAGGAGUGUGGCCUGUGAGCACAGAAGGAAAGUCUCGGGAACCUACAGGAGGGACAAGGAGGAGGCAGAUGGCUUCAACUCACGAAGAAAAAGAAAGGGUGAGAUACUUUCAUGAUGAUGAUGAUCUCAGUCUGAGUGAUUUAGUCAAGAAUGAAAAGAUGGGAACAGCAGAAAAUCAGAACAAACUUUUUAUGAGAAUGGCAUCUAAGUUUAGGGAACACGACGGUUCUCAGCUGGGAGUCACGGUGAAUAAGGGGCGUCAGAGGGUCGAGAAGGAAGGGCGAAAUGGUUUUCUAGAAAACCUGUGUGAAGUACAGCAGGAUCGCCAGGCGGCGCUGAAGGCCCGUCUGAGCGUCAUGGUCAGCGGUUGGGUGGCGGACAUGACUGAGGAGCGCUGCAGAGUCUGCAUACAACCUUCAACAACACGGUGGGACGGAGACACUGGGUAA
Molecule: messenger RNA, 2260 nt
Organism: Hyaena hyaena (striped hyena)
Lineage: Eukaryota; Metazoa; Chordata; Mammalia; Carnivora; Hyaenidae
Product: CWF19-like protein 2
Exons: 14
Coding region: 38-2260 (740 amino acids)
Biological process (GO): mRNA splicing, via spliceosome
Cellular component (GO): post-mRNA release spliceosomal complex
Source: RefSeq, a predicted model, not a curated record